AUGGAAAAAUCAAUCACCAGAGCUUUUACAAAACUGACUUCACAGUCCAAUACAACCGCUUCUCCGCAAAUUGUUUCCCCAGUUAAAGUAGAAAUAGCUGCCUCACAUGAGGAAAACCAUGGAUAUAGUAUAGAAAAUAAAAACGUGACAACUUCCUCCGAAAAUACAGCUUGUCCCGAUCCCAUCGUCGCCCAAGAUGAAUCUUCAUCAGAUUCGUUUGAGGAAUAUUUACAUAGCCUUGUUCAGGAAAGCGGAAACCAGCAAUACGAAAAUGAUGCAGUCAAUGGUAACGCCGUCGAGGAAAUAACUAUUACACCUCAGGGAGGAAGUACCGAGAAGAAUGAAAAUGUUGCUCCUGAUAGUAACCCUUCUAUGUACUUUGGUCAAGGAAAGUUGUCAGCCCCUUAUUACGGUAUUGAGGAGAUGGAUGCAGUGUUUAUUGAUGACUUUUGGUGCGGAUGCGUGUCGCUGCCCAUUAGUUUAGACAUUUUUGAUGAGGAACUGGUGGGGUAUAAAUGCCUCUUAGAUAUUCCACCCAAGUUGCUUGGCCCCAUUUUUGGAAAGAAUUCCAAAAAUCUCGAUUAUUUGAAUAACAAUUAUGGCGCAAAAUUAGUUUUGCGGACGGCUAAUCAAAAAGCCUCUUGUGUACGCCUUGAAGCGCAUUGUCCAAUUGAAUCCAAGGUGGGUUUUAUUAAGUGGAUGUUACAACAAAUUGCACCUAAACAUUACUUUAACGAAAUCGGCAACCCUGAACAACUUCUGAGGACUCCUCGGUUAGGUAAAGUAGAACGCGUACAUAUUCUCUCUUCAUAUUCUCGGAGGCACUUUUUUGUUACUAUCUGCGACAAAAAAUACAGCAUGUUUGAGAAAAUGGCAAGGGAGAUGACUGCGGACUAUUCAAGCACCACUUCGUGGAACCCAUUUCUCCCAGAACCAAUUUAUGCGGGCACAGUAUCAGUUCUAAGAAUAGGCACAAACUACUAUCGAGCCUUGGUAGUUAAUGUUGUGGAUGAAGUGAGCAGAUCUAUAAUCUGUUUCCUCCUCGAUUAUGGCAAAUUUGCUAUUGUUAAUGCAAGAUGUUUGCAUAAAAUCAAAAAGCGGUAUAUGAAGACUCCAUUCCAGGCUGUUUCGGUAAUGUGGGCCCACGCACAAAAUAGGUCUCUCGAUGUAUCUGAUUCCAAAUUUUUUGAUAAAUACUUCAAGAGUUCCCAACUUUAUAUCUAUCCAGUCAGAAAUGAAACUUGUACACGUGCGAAAGUGAUGUUUUUAAAAAAACGUGGUAAAGGGUAUGAAGAUGUUCUCGAAAAAGCCGUUGAGGAUCGCGAGUGCAGUUUUUCCGAAGAGAUAAUUAAACUUGACGACCAGUUUGUGCUUAACGGAACCAACACAGCUUACUAUUUCUGGUCAAAUGCGCAUUUGUACGUGAGCUUAGUGCGCUUCCAAAAGACCAACGGUGAAGUUGUUAAGGCAUUGGAUGAUCCCUAUCCUAGACCUUCUCAGGAGCACCGGCCGAACAAAGGAGGCAGGAAUCGAGGAAUGUUGCAACACAGAACUCCUAACAGCGGUGCAGAGACAACAAAGAAUAAUCGCGGAAACAAUUUCCAACGCCUAAUAGAAGAGAGAAAACGGGGUCCAAAAUCUUCCCAAUGUCGGUUUUCAUCCACGGCGAAACGUUAG
Rodentolepis nana is the source of this 1677-nucleotide messenger RNA. NCBI's taxonomy places the organism in Eukaryota, Metazoa, Platyhelminthes, Cestoda, Cyclophyllidea, Hymenolepididae. The record is from the annotation of a GenBank genome assembly.